ACUUGAUAUGAACGUUGUUAAAUGUUAAACCACUACAAGAGGGGGAAAGGAAGAACGAAAAUUUGUACUGUAUUCCGCGCAUCUUCCGGUUUACGUCUACGCACUAUAUAUAUAAGUGAGAUCAGGUAAAGACGAAUUGCUACUGAUGUUAAAGUGUUUACAAUUAUCCCUAACACAGACAAAGUUCGUCUCACGUGCAUCUGUGGGAGAAUCGUCUGCGUGACUAACAGCAUCGUUCCAAGAACUUACGAUUGGAACCACUAUUGGUCAAAAAUGGGGGAGAAAGCAACCUAUCACGUUCGACUAGUUGUAUUUGGUGGAGGAGGCGUUGGAAAAUCUGCUAUUCUUAAACGAUUUCUACUCAACACCUUCAGCGAAAAACAUUCUCCAACUGUAGAAGAUCUGCAUUACAGGGAGUUCGAUUUGGGGACUUUCAUCUUGAAAGUGGAUUUUCUGGAUACGGCGGGGGACAACCAAUUUCCUGCUAUGCGACGACUUUCCAUCGCUAAUGCCCAAGCAUUCCUGUUAGUUUACAGUGUCAAUAGUAAUGGCUCUUUUGAAGAGCUGAAGAAAUGUUUUGGGGAAAUUCGAGAGCAGCGAAGCGAUUUCCCAGAAAUCCCUUUAAUCAUCGUUGGGAAUAAAUUGGAUCUGGCAGCAGGAAGAAGAGAAAUUCUUAAAGAAGAUGUCGCCGAGUGGAUUUUUUGUGAAAUGUCUCACAUGCGGGUCAAAGUAAUGGAAUGCUCCGCUAGGGACAAUAUUAACGUUCGGGAGGUAUUCAAGGCAUUUCUACAACUUUCCAAAAUCUCAUUUCCAGCAGAUACCACAGCUUUGCACCGACGAUCCAGCGCUCAUGCUUCUGGAAGUAGCAAAUCCCGGUCAUCAGAAGAAAGUUCGGUUCAACGGCGCAGCCGCAGUCUCAUUCGACGAGUUAGUAAGAAAAUGACGAAAUUCCGAGACAGUUCCCAUAGCGACACAGAAACAAAUGAAUGUAUUACAUCAUGAAUUUUUAAGAUUCUGGGCUUGGAAUUAAACAAAUACGCCCAACUACUCCAUGUAUAAUGCGAAAUUUAUUUGAGAUGUCGCUUUUCACGAAGUAGCCUGUUUUUAUGAAUUAAUGGUUUUUAUGGCCGUAUUCAAGACAAUAUGAUUUCAUUGAAUUUUAGUAAAAGAGCAUUUUUGGUUUUUUGCAAGAGUUUUGACGUUAUCUUUAUCACUUUUCCUAUAAUUUUGCCAUCUUUAUUAUUUUCUCUUUUCUUAUUGUCUUUUUGUUGUUGUUUUCUUCUGUUUUGACCCCUAAGAUCGAGCUUUAUUAGCUUUAGGGACCAUUAACAAAUUACUUGAUUCUGUAAGAUUUUUAAAAUAAUGAUAUCAGUAUUGAUUACUGGAUGUUAGAAUAUAAAGCACUUUUAAUCUUCCUAUCGCA
Messenger RNA from Limulus polyphemus (Atlantic horseshoe crab), 1423 nucleotides. Its product is annotated as GTP-binding protein Di-Ras2-like. The record is from RefSeq and is a predicted model, not a curated record. Gene Ontology annotation, molecular function: GTPase activity; GTP binding. NCBI's taxonomy places the organism in Eukaryota, Metazoa, Arthropoda, Merostomata, Xiphosura, Limulidae. The transcript has 2 exons. The coding region runs from base 274 to 1002 and encodes 242 amino acids.